Gastrolobium bilobum is the source of this 765-nucleotide messenger RNA. Its product is annotated as large ribosomal subunit protein eL43. Gene Ontology annotation, biological process: translation. The transcript has 5 exons. Bases 107 to 385 code for a protein of 92 amino acids. Gene Ontology annotation, cellular component: ribosome. NCBI's taxonomy places the organism in Eukaryota, Viridiplantae, Streptophyta, Magnoliopsida, Fabales, Fabaceae. Gene Ontology annotation, molecular function: structural constituent of ribosome. The record is from RefSeq and is a predicted model, not a curated record.
CUCUAUAUAAAAAAUAGCAAAAAGGAAUUAGGGUUUCUCUGACUAUUCCAUUCUUUAGCUGCAACCUUCGUCGUUCUAAGCUUGCAGAGCCUUCGAUCUCGAAAACAUGACUAAGAGAACAAAGAAGGCUGGCAUUGUUGGGAAAUACGGUACCCGUUAUGGGGCUAGUCUGCGGAAGCAGAUUAAGAAGAUGGAAGUUAGUCAACACAGCAAAUUCUUCUGUGAAUUUUGUGGAAAGUAUGCUGUGAAGAGGAAAGCUGUAGGAAUAUGGGGAUGCAAGGACUGUGGUAAAGUGAAAGCUGGCGGUGCCUACACUUUGAAUACUGCAAGUGCUGUGACUGUACGAAGCACCAUAAGGAGGUUGAGGGAACAAACCGAGAGUUGAGCUUUUGGUUAAUGCUAGUUUGUGGUCAAUUAGACUUGCGAGAAAUGCCUAGUUUAUGUUCAGAGAACUCCGUUGGUUGUAUUCAAAGUUGACUUCCAGAUUAAGUUUUACCUGAGAUGAUGAACUCUUAAUUUUAAUUGUUUGGAACUCUUUCUGUUAGACAAAUUUAGCUUCGUAGUUUCCUUUUGUUCUUUGUUCUUUGCAACUUCAAGAGGUUCAUUGCUUCUUUUUUUCCCAUGCUUGUUAAGCUGAAUUUUAACUUUCUCCCAAAUGCCUCUUAAGAACUCUACCUAUGUUUUUAUAGUUUCGUUAUGGCCUUGACUCUGCUCUUGUUUGUGAUUCUAGUGAAGGCAUGGUGGCAUUAAAAGUAAUAUUUUGCC